UUUUGACGCAGCUGCUAUUCAGGAGAAGUCGCCAUUUACGCGCUGGGCUGAGAGGAAGAGUGAGAGUGUGUGAGUGAGCUGCUCUGAGAGCGAGGGGACUUUUCACUGAAACUGCUCAGUGUUGAGUAAGCAUCUCUGAAUUUUCUUCAGUUCACUUGACUGGAAAAAUGUACACUUGUGUGAAGCCAACUCCUUUGACUUUCCUUGAAAAGGCAAAAUGGGUGGAUGACAUUAACAAGGAUACAGAGCUGGGAGCAGAUGAAUGUCAUAAAGACUUUUGCAGACUGAAACCAGGUGGAAAAUAUUUACAACUGGUAGCAGACAAAGUGGAUCUUCACAGAGGAAAAACUGUGAAAUUGCAAACGAACGUUCCCCUUACAAUUGGAGGCCUGGAUGAUACAAUUUAUUGGGGAAGGCUUGAUUUGCUUAAGUGUUGGCAGGAUCUCUACCUUCCCCAAAGAAUGGAUAUGGUGGUUCUGGGUGUGAUUGAAAGUUAUCCGUGCCUGGCACCAGGGCUUCAGCUUGUCAUUCUCGCUGGAAAUGAUGGUUCAGUAUUUGCCUAUGAAGAAGAGAUGUUGCACAAAAUUGCUAAUAAUUUGGAAGAGCUCUUCUGUGCAGGUCCAGUGUUUCCUGGAACUGAAAUCUAUGAAUAUGGCAGAGGUUUCAGACCAAAGAAUAACAAAGAAUAUAUGGCAGCCCUCAAAGAAGCUGGGUUGGAAAAGAUCUCCCAAGAUACGAGGAACUUCAUUAGCAGAAAUGCAACUGAAAUGAAGAAGCUGAUUGAUGACUUGGAUUUCUUGUAGUAUUUUGGGUCUCAGUCGGUGAGUGGAACAGUGUUACUUAUCACAGCCAGGUUUGUGCAUACUGUUUGGCACCUCAGAACGUUGGAACCAGUAAAUAUCUUUGACACACUGCCCAGUUUAUGCACAGUAGCACUUUGUUUUGAAGUUGGUGUGACCGUGUCCUUGAGCUUCUCAACAUCGUAAGGAUAACUUUUCAUGGCUCAAUGACAGAUUAAGACUGUGCGCUGCAACAUCUCGUUUGAAAGACUGUAUGCCUGUGACAGCAGCAUUCUGUUAAUGUUUUGUGACUUGAAUGGGAGUGCUGUUUGUAGGAUCUCUUAUUUUUACUUACAUUGUAACUGAAAACGACUAAUAUUUUGUAACUGUGUACACCUUUUUAGUAAUAAGGUGGAUCUUAAAUGAAGUUUUCUAGACUCAACAUUAGAAACCUUCUCUUCAUGGAUGCUAUCUGACCUGCUGUGAUCUCCUUGUUUUCAGUACAGAUUCCUGCAUCUGCAAUAAUAUGCUCCUACAAGCUCCUUGCUUAAAUUUUCCCUUCAGAUAUGUUGCGCUAAGGUUUGAUAUGACCUAAAUCAGGCUAGAAGUAAUAUUCACUGUUUAUGUACUGGCACUUUCCUUGGAGUCCUGAUGUAUCUUUGUAUAAUACAAGUUUUUUUCAUGAAUUUUUAUUCACUUUUUCCAAAUGCUUCCAUGAGAAAUAAAAUUAAAAUGAAUCUGAUAGAUGUUUUGCAUUCAGGCCAAAGUUAUUUCAUGUGCAAACACCAGUUAAGAUGCUGAGGGCUUGCUAUUUCUGCUUUCUGUCAAAUAGUUUCCAUGUUAGAUCAGUUCUCUUUGGAGUGAAACUGACACAAUAAACAAGAUCACCUAG
Molecule: messenger RNA, 1671 nt
Organism: Chiloscyllium plagiosum (whitespotted bambooshark)
Lineage: Eukaryota; Metazoa; Chordata; Chondrichthyes; Orectolobiformes; Hemiscylliidae
Source: RefSeq, a predicted model, not a curated record